ACUGCUUUUCGAUCAUUAAUUAAGCGACUUUCAAAAAGAACGUACGUGUCGCGUCCCGUCUUCGUCCAUUCGUUACAAAUAUAGUUUUUCUUUUCCGCACACAGCUCUCUCGUGCAUUGUCGCCGUGUUUACCGUCUUGAAUUUUCUUCACGAAAGAGAAAGGAAAAGGCAAAGUGUGUGAAAAACGGAAUAUGGGAGCAAAAAAGUGUUGAACAAAAGCAGAAGUAGAAAUUCCCGUAUCAGUGUUGCGUGAAUAAACCGCGGUGAGUGCAAUAUCAAAUCAAACGCGGAGCAGAAAGCUGUGUCCUCGAGAAAGGGGAAUUGUGAUUGUGGCAGGAUGCGCGCCGGGGACACGGUGUCGAAGGAAAAAUAAGAUUAUUUCGGUGUCGAGUUUUGGAAGAAAACGAAAGAAACAGGGCGUUCGGUUGAGUGCUGUUGAGAAACGAAAAGUCGUCCCAGUGGGAGAGAGUGAGUGCGAGGAAAAAGAUGGCCUUCUGCUGAAGGCAGAAGUUUACUGCUGUAUUUUUACUGGAUGGUUUGGUUUGAAGCAGUCGAAAUCCCGAAAUUUGAAAGUGCAAACAAGGAAAUCCACUCCCGGGGCAAUCGCAAAACAAAAAAAAAAAAAAAGAGGAACCAAACGGUCAGUGAAAGCUAGUGCAACGUUAGUGCGAAAAUUGAGUGGCCAUAUGUGAGCGGAAAAUAUUCGCUUUUUCCCCCAUUUGAUUCCCGCUGUGGUUCCAACGGCUUGGGGACAUACUGAGACGGUAAAAAUUGAAUACUUUUCGGUUUCGGUAAGCUUCUGUCGCCGAAAAAUAAAUUUUACCAAGUGCUCGAAGAAAAAUUUCUUCCGUAAUAUUUGCAACCUGAGCUUUUGCCGAGCAGUGCGGGAGCGGGACACAGUGUGAACCAGAGGGAAAGAGAGCGCACAGCGCCCGAAAGUAUUCCGUUGCGCGCUUUCGAAAAGCAGUGCGAAAGAGAUAGCACAAACGGGUUCCGUCGGUUUGUUGGCUGUGUGGAAGCGGUCUUCGUUUCAGCGGCGGGCGUCUCUCUUUGUGUGCGUACGUACGUCAAACUUGGAAACGCCACUCGGCGGCGAUUUUGCAUUUGCUAAAAAUGGUGGCACAUUUUUGUUCACUCGCGUUGGGAGGUUGUUCCCUGUGAUUGUGUGUGUGUGAAGCAAAUGUGUGCUUUCGUUUUGCGUUUCUUAUCAGUGGUGUAAUGGUAGUAGUAGUUGUUUGUGAUCUAUAGAUGUGUAUAUAUUGUAACAGGGCAAAAUAAAGUGAUAAUAAUAAUACAUAUUCGAUCGGUAUCCAACAAAAAACGGCAGGUGCAAAAAAGAAAAACAAAACAACGGCAACAGUAAAUUCAACAACAACAACAACAAUCCGAGAGUCCAGCGAAAGCAACCGUCAAUAGUCGGUUUGGAAGCCUCGAAUUCUGAAUGUCAGUGUGAGAUGUAUUGUAACUUCAAAAAUUUCCUCGGAUGCAUUUUCUUUUACUAGUGAGCUUACGACGGAAACCCGUUAUUCUCCUAAACCCAGGAGUAGUGUAUUGAGGUGAAAAGUCAUUCAAAGGUAUUAAAAUCUGACUGUGACUGUAGUUGCGUCGAGAGUGCUACGGUUGUUGUGGCCACCGUCAGCAGCAAAGAUAGCAGCAGCGGUUCGAUUGUUAGGGCUUCUCCGGGGGCUAUGGGAGCCCCGUCCAACGGCACCAAAACGGCACAUGUAAAGGUCGCAACUGGGGGAGGUCAUGCGAACACGCAGACCUCCAGCAAGCGUUCGAGCAGCGGAGCCGAUGGUGACUACCAGCUGGUACAGCACGAGGUGCUGUACUCCCUGUCUGCACAGUACGAGGUGCUGGAGUUCCUCGGCCGCGGAACCUUCGGACAGGUCGUGAAAUGCUGGAAGAAGGGCACCAGCGACAUUGUCGCCAUCAAAAUUCUAAAAAACCACCCGUCGUAUGCACGCCAAGGCCAAAUCGAGGUAUCGAUUCUGUCCCGCCUCAGCCAGGAGAAUGCGGACGAGUUCAACUUUGUCCGGGCACUGGAGUGCUUCCAGCACAAGAACCACACCUGUCUGGUGUUCGAGAUGUUGGAGCAGAACUUGUACGACUUCCUGAAACAGAACAAGUUCUCGCCCCUGCCGCUGAAGUACAUACGGCCGAUCUUGCAGCAGGUUUUAACGGCGUUGCUAAAACUCAAGCAACUCGGGUUGAUACACGCCGAUUUAAAACCCGAGAACAUAAUGUUGGUCGAUCCGGUUAGGCAGCCAUACAGAGUAAAGGUCAUCGACUUCGGCUCGGCAUCGCACGUCAGCAAAACGGUAUGCAACACCUACCUGCAGUCACGAUACUACCGAGCGCCGGAAAUAAUCCUCGGGUUGCCCUUCUGCGAGGCCAUCGACAUGUGGUCGUUGGGGUGUGUGGUGGCGGAGCUGUUCCUCGGGUGGCCACUGUACCCGGGAUCCUCUGAAUAUGAUCAAAUCAGAUACAUAUCUCAAACACAGGGUCUCCCCACCGAGCACAUGCUCAACAGUGCCAGCAAGACGGGCAAGUUCUUCUACCGGGACGUCGAGUCAACCUAUCCGUUCUGGCGCCUGAAGACCCCCGAGGAGCACGAGGCCGAGACCAACAAUAAGAGCAAGGAAGCCCGAAAGUAUAUUUUUAACUGCUUGGACGACAUCGGCCAGGUCAAUGUGCCGACGGAUAUAGAGGGCGGUCAGCUGCUCGCGGAGAAAACAGAUCGGCGGGAGUUCAUCGACCUGCUGAAACGAAUGUUGACCAUCGACCAGGAGAGGCGUAUCACGCCCGGCGAGGCGCUAAAUCAUCCCUUCACGACGUUGGCACAUUUGGUGGAUUACGCACACUGCAACAACGUCAAGGCGUCCGUUCAGAUGAUGGAAGUGUGCCGUCGAACGGACACCAUGAUCCACACUUAUAAUGUAAGCGUUCAACCGACCACGGCAACGUUGGUGACGAAUUUCGUCCCGAACGCCGCCACGGAGAACAUGACCAUCACCUUCAAUAACCAGGUGCAGAGGCUUGUGCGGGAUGGGGGGCGCCCCGCGUACGAUAACCACCUCUAUCAAAUCUACCGCGGGCGGAAUGUGGGUGGCCAGUACAGUAAUGGACGGCCGGAUGCUUUCCAGCAUCAGCUGGUCUCGAGUAUUCUUUGUCCACCCGGGUAUCAAGCGAUGCCUAGUCCCACGAAGCAUGUCGUAGUGGGAGGCGCAGCAAUGCAGCCUUCGCUACAGGUUCCACCCCAGCAAUACGUGAAUGUUCCCGUUCCUGUUUCGAUGGUCGAACCAUCGUCGGGUCAGCGAAUGCUGCUCACGAAUGCCGUUCAACCGAACGUUGCCUGGCCCCAGAGCAGCCGUCAGGUGGCCAUCAUGCCAUCGUGGUCCCAGCAGACCGGAACCCACUCGCUGAUUGUUGACUCGGCACCGUUCCUCAAUGUGGAGGAAAUUUAUCCGAAAGCCCACGUCAACAUCCAGACGAGGCACGAGCCGAAGAAGGAGUCACCGGUACAUCAUAUGGUCGUUUCCCGUCACGACAAAAAAGAGAACAACCAACUCUCGCCGGUGAAGAAGCGGGUCAAGGAGAACACACCGCCCCACCAGCAGCGGUACAACAACCGGAACCACAUGUGCCAGCAGUAUCAUGACGUGGGCGGAUCGGCAUCAUCUUCCUCGUUCUAUCACGGUGGCAGUGGUACUAAUGGCGGCAGCAACCAGUUGCAGUCUCAGCAGCAGCAGCAGCAAUCGCAGCAACACCAACCGCAACACCACCAUCAAUCACAGUCUCAACAGCAGCAGCAGCAGCCGCCACCACAGCAACAGCAGCAAUCACAGCUGCAGCAGGCCAGUAGUAGCGGUAGCGGCGGACACCAUCAUCACCACCACUAUCAGCAGAUGGAACCCAGCCAGAUGAGCAGUGGAUUGAGCGGAUCGAGUAAUGUACAAAUUCACCAUUCGUCGGCAUCAUCAUCCUACGGAGGCAACGGUAGCAGCAUGAUGAUGGGUGGCAGUGGCAGCAUUCACCACGGAUCGAACGGUGGAUACCAUCAUGGAGGAAGCAGCGGACACAUACAUCAUAGUCACAGCCACAGCGGGGGUUUGAGCAAUAGCAAACAGCAGACGAUCACGAUCCACGAUACUCCUUCUCCGACGGCGGUCAUCACGAUUUCGGACAGUGAGGACGAAACACCGGUGGUGAAGCAGCAGCAACAACAAUCCUCCGGCAAUUCGAAGACGCAACAGCAGCAUCAGUCGACUAGUAUGUGUGGUGGUGGAUCAAGCUCUAGCAGCGGUCAACAUCUUCGAGGACAUCCAUCAUCGAACACCAGCUCCUCCUCCUCGAAUCAAUGUCGAGCGAAUAUGGGCAUCGGUACUGGCAAUAAUUUGGGAGGAGGCAGCAGCAGUGGUGGUGGAGGCGGUGGUUGUGGCAUCAAACCGUCAUCGUCAUCGUCCAACAUUCAUCACCUCUCUUCCUCUUCGUCCCUAGCGGCACUGAAUCAAAUACCGCCACCUCCAAGUGGCGGCAGCAGUUCCCAUCAUCAUUCGCAGUAUCAUCUGCAGCAUCCACCACAGCUCCAUCAUCAUCACCAACAGCAACAACAGCAGCAGUCACAACAUCAUACAAGUGUGAUCAGCAGUGCAAGUCAGGCUGGUGGUGGCAGCAGCAGCAUAUGUGGCGGAAGUAGCAGUAACACGGGAACGCUGUCGAACCGGCAGAGAAAGAGCACAGCGGUAGCGUCCACUUCGACUGCUUGUGUCACUGUCGGAGACAGCGAUGGGGAGAACGAUCGGCGCAAUACACCCAAGCACCAAACGAUCAAAUACGAACAACACGUAGGACAGUCGCAGAAGAAACGGCUCCUGGCGAUGGCCCAGAACGAAUGUCUGCUGUCGUCGGCCAACCAGCUGCACAUACCGAAGCAGGAACCGACCGAAUUCGUGACGUACGAGUAUCCGCAGAUCGAUAAACGCUCCUCGUGGGCACCUCCAAGUUCCUCGUCGCACUACGUAACCGGCAGCAGCAGUGGUGGUGGUGGCCACAAGCGGGAAUCCUCCGCCUACAUGCCAUCGUCGUCAUCAUCGUCCACUUCGAUGAAUCAAAACGGCGGCGGUGGCGGUGGGAGUAUGAUGGGAAGCAGUAUGGGUGGUGGUGGAUCGUCAGUCGUGGCAGCGCCUCCUCAUGCGCACGCCAAGAACACGCCCACGGGUGGAAGUGGUGCUGCGUGGGGAGCGCCUGUUUACCGGCAACAUCAGCAAAGCUCCAAUACCCCGCUGGGAAGCUCACCCGGAGCAAUCCUACAGCAGCAGGAUAUCUACGCCCAGGGGGAUAUAUAUCGACGAUCGGCGGUAUUCGUGUCGCAGGCACCGUAUCAAACGUACAACAGGGUAGUGCCACCACCCGCCCACAAUGCUUCUAGUAGACAGGUCCUUCCCACACAUCCCCUUCCGGCGCACAUUCAGUUCCCGACGCAGUACAGCCAGUUUGGGCCACUCAGUCCGGCUCAGAUCGCGAACAAACACUACGCCUGGUUCGGCGAGUAAACGCAACGAAACCAAGAUGUAUCUUUUCCCCCCAGCGGUAUUGGUGUCUUUGCAGCAGAGGUUACCUCGAACUUUCUUCGAUAAAAAAAAUUGUGUUUGCCCCCCAACAGAGAGGUAUCCGAAGUGCAACAAAAUUUUACUCGUAACGUGUGAUGGCGAGGAACUAGCCAGACAGGCAGGCAGGCAGGGGUGGGGUCAAGGCGUGCACUCAUAUACAAUUAGUAGUUGGCAGUGUUUACUUGUUUUAUUUUUUAGAUCUAAUUAGUUUUUUGGCCUUCGAAAUGCUUUGCUCUGUCAGGUGACCAUUUGUUUGAUUUGUCGUAUGGAUUUUUUUUGUUUUUUUUUCAAUCGUUGAAAAACACACAUAUACACAUACACACACACUCGAGAGAAUAAAGAAUUAUAUGUAUAUGGAUAGAAACAACAAUUAAGGGAAACAAUUUAAAUCUAGGCACAUACAACUAUUAGUUUAGAGCAUUUGUUUAACGAGCGUUUAAUGCUGCUACCCCAUUAUAUUAUUACUACACGGUCCCGUAGGCUGUAUGGAAGUCAUUUUAAUCAUCUUUCCCUCCCUUUUGCGCAUCAAUAUUACGAAUACAAGUUUAUUAUUAAAUCUACAAACUCACACAUAUAUGAAGCUGAAAAUAGUGUUAUGCAGGAAGGAUUAAGAAAAAAGUGUGGUGUUUCUGGAGUUUAGAUAGGUGCCAGCUUUUUCUCUGGCAAACAAGAAAUGCUUGCCAGCUAGGAAACAAAAAAGAAGAAUAGAUAUUCUGUGUUUUGUUGGGACAGAGGAAGUUAACAGAAACCUUAUGGAUGGAUAGGAGGAAACCUGGAGACGCGCCAAAUGUGAUUAUUUUUUAUCUAAAGGUUAGAUAUAAUUCAUACAUAAUUGUGUUUAAUGUGUUUUUCCUGGGAGAGAAAAAGCUUGAAAAGUUUUGUACAGAUUUUUGCUACAAAAAGAAAGGAUUCUGAAAAGUAAAGUAUAGAACAAGUUGAGGGAAGGACGAAACGCAUAAUUUGAAUAUGAUAAUGGGGGUCGAAUCGAGCUCUGAGAGAUCUCACUCAAUUAGUUUCACGUUUCAAGUCGAUCACCGAGAAGAAUUUUCGGAAUAGGAGAUAAUUUAGAAAUUUACGUGCAGACCACCAGGUAGACCACACGCUGUCAGAUCCCCAAGACUCUGAAUAAAUCUUUCGUCAAGUCCCAAGCCAGCGUUGUCGUCUUCGAAGGCAUCGAAACUAUUUAGGAAUCCGACAUCCCCCGAAGGCUUUAACAAACAAGAAGGAAAAACUCAAUACUAACUGAAUAAGUGAUUAGCUCGUGUAAAUAUAGCCGUAGUUAUGAUGGGAAGGAGGGAAACCAAGCGAAAAAAAAUACUGAAACAAUAAUAUAUUUUUGUGCAUAUUUUAUAUUUAUAUAUUAUAUAUAUAUCUGUAGACGAACAAAAGAGAAAACAACAACAAGCAAACAGAGGGCGACGAGAGCAAAUAAUAAAACCUACUCACUGUUUUCACAAACAACAAGCGUGGACACUCGCAGCAUAAAAAUGAGGUCGCGCGGCUACGCAGUAACAACAUAUAUAGAUCCAACAUAAAUUGUUGUAAAGAAGUUUUCACUCCGUAACCGACUAAGUAUAUAUAUAUAACUCUGGGCUCUUGAAUGAAAAGGUUUUCCUAGUGAAAACCCCCCACAAAAACCACAAAUAUUGGAACGAGGUUGUGUGAGCUAAUCAGUAGAAUGAUUCUAAGCGAUAGAAAUUUAGGAGAAAAAAAAGCAUACAGACUGCGCGAUUGCCAUCAUGAUUAUAAACAGCAGUAGUUUGAGUGUGCGCACUCUCUGGACGCAGUGCCGCGAGGAGUGUUCUGUUUGUUGCCAAGAUUACAAGUGUUGCCUGGAUUUCAAGAAAUGAUGUCUUAGUUUCUCGUCUAUAAAUUUCUCAGUAGAGCAGGUCUUCUCUGGAGCCUCCAAAUGUGGCGCUGAUUACGCGAAGAUCCUUUAUCGAACGCUUAUGGUAUUCCUACUGGUGUGAUCCGGUAAUACCACAUCGCCAAGUAUUUGGCCGGGAAGAGUCAGAUAGAGAAGGAAAUAGGAUGGGAGGGAAGGGUUUGGCAAUAUGGAUUUUUACCGAAUCUUAUUCGGUUUUUUAUGAUCACAAAACGCCCGUUGCUUUGGGUUCGAUCCUGUGGUUCUUCCUGCUGUUGUCCUUCAAUUAGUUUUUUUUGUUUCUCUUUCCGUCAGUGGAUGUGAUAUUUAGAGGAUAAUACCGGCUUGGUUUUUGUCGGAUUGAGAUAAUCUUUAUUCAGUAAAGUUGAUUCUUUUAUACGCGUUAGUUUCGUAUAUUUCUAUGCGAACGAGGCCUUGUCUCAUGCCAGUAAGGCGUAGCUAAAACAGGGUGAAAACAGUGUUGAAAAAAAUCAUCUUCGCUAAGCUCAAAUGCAUAUAUUUUCGGGCUAGGUUGCAUCGAAAACCUAUAUAUACCAAACGAAAAUCAAAACGACAGAUCCAGACAACCGGUGAAUAUGAGCAAAUGAACUUUUGUUCUUCAAUAUGUUUUGAAGUUCAUUUUUCCACCCAGUGUCAUUUUCAUCUUGAUUAUUCAAGAUUCCAGAACUGAUUUUCAUUUUAGCCAAAUGAAUAUCAGCUGUUGUUUUCCUUUAACACGAGGCAGCUGUGUGCGGUUGGUUUUUAUUUAUGCCGUUGUUACCGUCUCGCCAAACAAAAUCCUGCGCGACUUCUUGCAAAGUUCGUUCCAUCGAACUCUGGCGUUUUUGUUCUCUAAAUAGCCCAGCCUAUUUUUUUUAUUUUUGAAUUUUGACUCAAAAUUAAUGCCAGAACGAAUGUCGUUUCGAAUGUGAUGAAUAUCAAUUUGUUGCUUUUGAUAUUCAAAGUAUAAAUAACAGCGAAGUUAUGAACCCCACUCAAUUCAUUAUAGCAAAUUUGUUCAUGAUAUGAACAAAAUGAACUCGUUUGUUAUUGUCAUCAAUAUAAUGAGGGCAGUGUGUUUCAAGCUGAAAAAGUCAUUUACACUGAAAUAAAAUCAUAUUCGUUACUCGUGAAUAUUUGUUGAUAUUCUAAGACACUGGUGAAAACAAUUGUUUGUCCUAAGCCUAAACGGACGGGCAAACGAGCGAUGUUUAUUUAGGCGCACACAAGCGCAACGUCAAAUUAUGAUUUGUUAUAUGCGCCGUACGAUAGGCGAUCGACUCUGCCUUGAUAUCCUUAUCCUUGCCCCAGUUUAUUGCCAUUCCGUCUAGCGGUCUCAAAACAUCAAGACCGUAGAACAGCAAUUAUUUUUUUUACACCCAUCCCUUCGUUAUUUAUAUGGAGUUUUACAAUAUCAGUAAGUUUGUACGUUUGGCACAAUUCGCGAUUCUUGCGCCUGCGUCAUACACCAUUCCCCAACUUGCCGUCAAGUAUGGAUUGUAGGAUCUCACGCUCGGAGACUCCAAGUACCCGGCAAACGGUUUCGUUCAGCGUCCACGCUUCGUGACCGUUAGUCAAUCUUUGGGACUGAAAAAUUCACUUUCAUUAACCUACCGCAUUUCAAGUUGCACUGGAUUAAUGUCAUUUUUCACGCUCGCUUCUCCUUCGUACACCUUCAUUCAUUUCAUUCUCCCGAUUGAAACGAAAUUUUCAAUCGUCAUUUGCAGACCGAAUCGAAUUAUUCUUUUACUCGUGCAGCUAUGGGGCCAAUUCCAGAAGGUGAGUCGAACGUUUUUACGUUCGUCUAGUUUGUGUCGAUUUUCCAUUUUUCCAUGUCACAUCUAAUUAUAUCAACUAUCGAUACCAGCAUUGUUAUAAAAUCGAAUGAGGAUGGUCAUAAAUUUUCAAAACGUGUAUUUCAUACAGUAUGGUUGAAUAAUUAUUUUAAAAAUAUAACAAAUGUUUCUUUUGUAAAUGUUUGUUGAAAGAAUGAUGGGUGGGCACUUUAUUUUACCGAUGACCGUGAGAACACAUUAAGGGUACUUCUUCUUCUUGAAUGGCGUUAACGUUCCCUGUGGAACUUUUGCCGUCUCAACGUAGGCAUUAACAAGCGUCAUUUAUUAAUACUUGGUCGAGAUUUCUUAAGCCAAAUAACACGCCUUGAAUGUAUUCCGAGGGGCAAGCUCUUGAAUACGCAUGACCACAGUGCAAGUCGAAGGAAAUUUCUUUGACGAAAAAUCCCCCGGCCAGAACGGGAAUCGAACCCGAACACCCGGCAUGAUAAUGUGAGACGCUAACCACUCGGCCACGGGUGCACACACAUUAAGGGUACCAAAUCAUAAAACAGGUCGCGUUUUUAUGAAAUAAAGUUAACGUUAAUAACUAUUUAUGCUGCGAAUGAAUUUUAACGAUUUACAUACCAAUUGCACAGUAAGUAUGAUUGUCGCUAGCGUAUAAAUAUUGCAUCUCCUCUGGGAGAAAAAUCACUUUCCCAUUUGGUGGUCAACAUCGUUUUCCAGGGAGCGAGAAUGAAUUGUCUUUCUUAUUCUGCUCAUUUUGUGUCAUAUUCGUUUCCCCUUGAGAUGUGGGCACGAGCGAAUAUUUCACUCGUUAUGCAUCUGGCAUUACAAUCACCGAGCCGAGUCAUGGCAAUGCAGGUUUGAUGUUUUUAUAAUCUUUUAGAAGCCAAUACUAACAAAAGACUUUCUAGAAGAGUGAUUUAUUAAAUUUCUUUGCAUUCAUAAAUAAUAUCUAAAAUGAUAAACUAGUAAAUCCAAUAAAACGAAUGUGUAGUCCUACGUCAUAAGUGGACGUGUUUGUGGAAAUUGUCGAAGCCCGGUGAAGGCCCCGAUUAUUAGAUUUGGAACAGCUCAACCUAACGGACAGCGAGUACGACAGAAGAAUCCAUUUCAUCGUUUUGAAAGUGUCCUGGAUGAUUUUGGUUAAUUCUUUUUUAGUAAUUUUCGUUAGUCGGCCUGAUUCUGCGAGGCAUAUGAGGUGAGAUGACAAUUGUCACAUCAUCAUCACACAAUUCUCCGCACUCAAUUCCUACAGUCGUAUCGGAUCGUUCGUUCGUUGUUGAAUUAUAGAGGCUUUAAACUCUGAGAGUUUAUUCGCCUCUUGUAUCGGAUUCCAUGAGAGGUUCAUUUUAUGUAUGGGAGAGGAUGAACUGCAUGUGACAAGGCUAAAUUAGAUCAGAGCUGCCACAUUCGCACAUAUGUCUACUAAUUUGCAGACAUUUAACUUUUGUCACAAUGUUUUAUUCCUGCUGCAUCCUCUUCAAAAUAGUGAUUAAACAUUAUUGGUUCCAAAUGAUAAACGAAGCUGGCCAGUUUUGCAUACAAAUAUUUUAGGUUUUCAUCGCAUAUAUUUGAGAAAAAAAAUGGCACCCAGAAUUUUAUUUGUUUCGUUCAGAGAGAUCAGAUAUUUGUUUUGCUACAGUCAGUGCCAAUCCUAUAGAUCUGAUUUUACUCUGUUAGCAUAAACAUUUUCGUUGUGAAUCAGGACAUUCUGCCGAAUUUGCAGCCAUUUGUUUGGUAUUAAAUUUACUCAACAAGCAGAGCGAAACGGUUGAUUGUAUCCUGAAAAAUUUUAGACUUUUGUUGCUGCUAUUCAACGGCUUCUGAAAUGGAUCCGUAGGUCAGUGAUGAUGACUCGCUGUUAGAUAGAUGAAACACAAGAAAUAGAUGUAUUGUAGAAAAAAUAAAUUUAUUUCAUGUAAUAGAAGUAUUUCCGGAUUGCUAUUUCGUCCGAUCGAGGGAUAACAGAUUCACUACCGCUUUCACAAGAAAAUUGGUCACAAGCACUGUGAAAAUUGAAAAUAAAUUGAAUUUUUUGAUACAUACAAUACCAUUACUAUCGAUUCUUUACGACCAUAAACGACGCUUACUAUUUCUCUUUCAUUUUUCAUUGUCACCUAGAAAUCCCAGUUCAUGUGACAAUCGUUACGUAGAUUUGAGAGCGGGAAUACGGUGAGUAUUCAAGUGAGAUUUCUCACGGCAGACGUCUAGUGGAAUCGAAUGACAUACGUGAAAAUUUUGUCAUACCAUCUAACACGCCGCGCAGAAUCAGGCCGAAUACGUUCGAAAAUUUUCUUCAUUCGUAUUCCUGUUUUCGUUCGUAGCCGUUCCAGUUUUCGAAAAUUGUUCUUUAGAAUGAAUCGUCCAAUUUCAGUUUUCGUUCGAAUGCGCUCAAGUUCGAAAAAUAUAAUUCACCCCUAUUUUUAUUUCGAUCGAUUCGAAAUAUUUCGAACGACUUGAUAAAAUUCCAUUCUGUAUUUCGUUCGAGUUGUUUUUGCAUUCCGUUCGAUCUGUUUCUCUUCGAACAUUAAAUGGACAAAACGUUCGAAAUAGGGUAUGCGAAAUUAUAACUCGGACGAAACAACCGCUUCGAACGAAAUGGAAAUCCGUCGGAAUACAGAAUAGGAAUGAAUUGUUGAUAUCGGUUUACAAACACUGAGAAUGUCUUUUUCGAAGCAAGUCGUUCGAAUGAAAGUCAGAUACGGCCGUAAAGUAGAAUAAGGCUGAAUGUGGUCCACUGAUGAGUUUCGAAAAAUUCACGUGCACUCUCUGCCAAGGGGUUUUCUGGCCUGGACCACGACUCCAACUUCGUUUUAAUUUUCAUGACAGAAUCAAAUUUAGAACAGGACCGGAACGACCUUUAUGAAGUCGCUGUAUCAACAACGUCAUUUGUAGUAUGGCGCAGGGAGAUACUGGAUGGAUUGACUGGAGAUGCUACAAAUCACCUGUACUACUUCGAGGAAUGUAAUCACAUAGGGCCCUAUUCCAGAAGACGAGACGAAAGGACAGAAGUCUCUCCAGUCAAUCAAAUAACAUUUUAAUGAAACUCGUGUACUAGGAUAGGAUAUUUUGCUCGUCUCGAUAGUAACUGAAGCUGAGACGAGACGAAUUGCUCGUCUCAUUUUCUGGAAUAGGGCCCAUAGACCUCGUUCGACUAGGCUCAUAUUGAUCAGCAUUCUGAUUCUGUAAUUCGAUCGACUUGGCAAAUCCUAUUCUUUGUUUCGUUCGAGUUUGAGGUUUGAGGCUUGAUAGCCUCUAAUUUGAAGAAUAAAGUGUGUACCGUGGAUGAUACUAUGGAACUUUAUAACGACAUAUAUGGGAACAGAGCCCGAGUUGCGAUAGACUGUAUUUUCGGAAACUUCCAAGGUCCGAAACGAGUGGAUCUCUCGUAGAUCUUCGUAUGUGAGUUGAUUUGUUCGAACGGAUAGCCUUGAAGAAGGCUGAUUACUCUUCCGAAAUGAGGGUUCAGGAAAAAAGAUGGCAGAAAAAUAGUAACUAAUUUCUUCUUCUAUGCUGUUCGGCGGCUGCUGCUACUUCUCUUCUUUUUCUUCUUGAUUUGUUUCCUCCGAUGUUGUCGUCGCGGCGAUCAUUUUAAAAAAGGCGGGCGGCCCGCAUCGUUCUACUAGCGUACAUAAUUGUGGGGUUGUUGUUGCAGGUGUCCUUCGAGAUGCAGGGUUGUCUCUAGAAAUCCCACUCCCACUUGAUUCUGGUACUUCACGUGGAUUUCAAUCGAGAACAUCCUCUGCCUGCAGCGAUCACAUGUCUUCAAAAUCUUGACAUUACUAUCGGAAGAUCUUGCUCCAAAACAUCGUCGUGGAAUGAAGACAGCUUUCGAGCAAAUUGUUUUCCACCGAUUUCACUUCAACACGUUAAACAAAGAUGAAUCAACCGAAAAUUACUGAAGUGCUGAAGUGAAAGGAACAAGUAAAAAGUAAAAGUAUCCGUGCCUGAAGACAUGGACGCGAACUUGACGUAGGGCUGCGAUCAUUUGGAACAAUUGUUUUCGAACUUAUUUUAUUUUCUAAGUGUUCCGGUUUGGCUACAUUUACAAAAUUAUCAACAAUAAGAUUAAAACGACAGAGUCGUGCCUUGAGCACGGGAUAAUUAGAUAACAAUCUGAACAGCAUUCCAAACCACUCUGAUUAUCCCAUUCAACCAAGCCAAGCAAUUGUCCAAUAUCAUUUCCUUUCCAUUGAUUCUGCUAGCUCACAAUAGUUCACAAGAGCACAAAAAGACCGAUGUUUCUUGUUGCAAGAGGCAAGUAUGGACGCAGAUAGACUGAUAUCUCCAUGACUUGAUGAUCGAUCCGUGGACCUAGUUGUCUUAAAGCAACAAACAAAGUUUUUUUAAUUGAGAACUCUGACUUUUGAACUCACGAUCAGUAGUAAGCAGACGCCCAACCAUUUUGGUUAUGAAUAUCCUCAAACAUUAUACAUCCUAAAAAUGUUAAAACAUUUUAGUUCGCUACGCAAAACAAAAAAAAAGUCGACAAUUCAUCUUUCUAGGUGGAGAAGGGAUAAAUUCAAUCGUGGCAUCUCUCGAAAAUUACCCAAAGUCCUUUGUUUUCGACUGCCUAAAAGAAUCAACUGGGUAGGGCACAGUUGAAAAACAUCCGACCAGUUAUUGGUUUCUUCUGCGAUUCCUCGGAAACGGACAGCAUUCUGGAAUUAGGAAUCAGCGCCAACAGAACACCCUCGCGGUCCACAUCCCAGAGUGCGGGCAUCUCUCCUCUUGGAAGGAUCGAAACAAUUUUGGGCAACUAUCUCUAGAGCGUGUUGAACCACACAAUUAAACCUAACUACUUCUAAGCUAAUGAAACCACAACAACAAAAACAAAAUAAAUAAAAUAAAACACUUAAUUCUUGUGAUGUUUGUAGCGAUUUUUUGGUAACAUCUAUCGUGUAGCAGAUACAAUUUUUAAAACUCAACAUUAGUGUGCGUUCGCGAAACAAGAAAAACAAAAGCAAAUCACAAACAUUUGUAAAAAUAUGCGAGAGCGAGCGGAGUCACAAUAACUUAUCCCGUUCGUCGUUUUGUUGUUGUGCGCGCUGUAGUGAACAGAAUAAAAAAACUACAAAGCAACAAACAAUAGAAAUUACUGGUCAAAGCAGAGACACAAAAAAGAAAAAAAAACACGAGAAUACAAAUUGCCUUAUACAGAUAUAAAUUAUGAUAUGGAUAAAUUACUAGUUAUUGAACGAACACAAUUAUAAACAGAAUAUAUUAUAUAAAAAUAUAUGCGUAGAAGCAAGUAUUGUAUGACUGUAAUUAUCAACGCGAGGGCGAUUUUUUGGGUUCAUUCGCUACAAAAAAAACUUUAAAUUAGGUUUGCCAUCUCUAUUUUCAAUCGUGUCCUAAAAGGCGGUUUCUCUAUUAUUCCAGUAGCGCAAGUAAGCUCUUGUUUCUCUAUCAUGAUUUUUUUUAUUGUAUUAGCAUUUGAAGUAUGAUUUUCGACUAAAAGGGGUGAAACGCUUUGUAUCUUUAUUUGGUUGUCAACAUGCGGGGGCUGGUCAAUAUUGUUUUUUUUUGCAAUCAUUUCAAUGUACACAAACAAUACUAUGUUAUAAAACUAUGGAUAAGUUUUGAUUUCAUGCCCAUUUUUCUUUGCCAGCAGGGGUGAUGAUAAAAAAUUACAUUUUUACUACUUUCUCAGCGCUAAUUAGUGAGACGUUAUUUGCAUUGUUUUUAUAAGAUAAUCUAAUCACCAGAAAAAACGGUUAUUUUUCUCAACAGUUAUAUUAACACCACUUUUCACAUGUACACACAGAAAAAAAAUGUGAACAGACACAUACACACACAUACACUAACCAAUUCAAUCAAUUUAGUGAGACUGGAAAUUUCUAUAUAUUAAUAAUAAUUACUAGGUUUUACGUGAAUUACUAUUUUAUACGGUAUACACUGGUAACAAACAAACAAAUGCUAUUACUAUUAUUAUUAUUAUCGGUUGAUCAACAUUUUUACUACAAAAAAAAAGAAACGAUGAAAAAUCAAACAAAAUGCGUGAGAAAGAGAGAUUAUAUAUAGUAGCGAUUAUUGUGUUUCACUUAGGAACUAACCAACAAUUAACUUUCCGUUUCAAAUGCAAACAACAAACAAACAAAUGAAAACAAGCAAACAAACAAACAAAACUUGCAAGUCAGUCAUUUUUAAUAGUGUAUUAGAGCAUAUGAUUAGUGAGUAUCCUUAUUAGUCUUCGUCGACACGUUUGUACCAGGCUUCUCCAUUAUAUUGUUUCUCAGCAGCGACAAUACUUUGCUAAUUUAAACAUAACCCCUCUAUCGUAUAAUAUUACACAUUACGCACGCGGACUGUCCAGGAUAUAGGAACCACAAACAAAACAAAAGAUCAUAAUUAAUUAAUCUAUAUCGAUAUGCUGACUGUAGUGUUAAUGGGCUGUUUUUUUAACCGGGAGGGGACGCGCUGCCACGUUAUGAAGCAGGUCUAAUUUAGGACGAGGGGGGGGGGGGGGUCGAUCCAGGGGAGCAAGCGAGACUGAAGAGGGAUGGGUUAGUGUUUCUUUUUCUUGUGAAAUAUAUGGCUUUUAGUGUUAUAUCCGGUAGUUGGGUUCGUUCGUUCAUUCGGCUGUAUUCAAUCAUCCCGGAGAUAUAUCGCGAGGAAGCAGUGUUGUAUAGUUUCUACUUUUUUUUUCGUUCUAUUUUGCUAAUGCUAUUCGUUAGUACGCUUUCAGUGGGUUACAUUAGUAGAGAGUAGCGUUCGGAUUUGUUCAAACCCUUGGUUCAAUAAUUCACACACUAAUCAAUCGCCGCGGGAAGACCUAACGCCCAAACUAUAUGUUGAUCAUCAUUCACUGUACAUUGUAUUGUAUGUGUUACUACUACUUUCUCCCUUGGUAUGUUUUAAUUUACUAGUAAUUCCUAAUUAUGAAUUAUAUCAAUACAUUUUAUACGAAAACAAAAAUAAUGAUGAAAACAUGGUUUAAAAACAAAAUACUAAACAAAAAACGAAUAAAUUGAAUGUAAAAAGGAGUGCUUUCGA
Molecule: messenger RNA, 16271 nt
Organism: Toxorhynchites rutilus septentrionalis
Lineage: Eukaryota; Metazoa; Arthropoda; Insecta; Diptera; Culicidae
Gene: Hipk
Product: protein split ends
Exons: 12
Coding region: 1689-5555 (1288 amino acids)
Biological process (GO): peptidyl-threonine phosphorylation; peptidyl-serine phosphorylation
Cellular component (GO): nucleus; cytoplasm
Molecular function (GO): ATP binding; protein tyrosine kinase activity; protein serine/threonine kinase activity
Source: RefSeq, a predicted model, not a curated record